Cheilinus undulatus (humphead wrasse) is the source of this 2317-nucleotide messenger RNA. RefSeq names its product homeobox B6a (gene hoxb6a). Lineage: Eukaryota; Metazoa; Chordata; Actinopteri; Labriformes; Labridae. Gene Ontology annotation, molecular function: RNA polymerase II cis-regulatory region sequence-specific DNA binding; DNA-binding transcription factor activity, RNA polymerase II-specific. The record is from RefSeq and is a predicted model, not a curated record. Gene Ontology annotation, cellular component: nucleus. The transcript has 2 exons. Gene Ontology annotation, biological process: anterior/posterior pattern specification; regulation of transcription by RNA polymerase II. The coding region runs from base 246 to 1022 and encodes 258 amino acids.
CCUCCCAAUCCUCGAUAAACUGUGAUAGCAGCAGCCCGUGGCUCGCUCGGUGGGUCUGUGGGCUAUAAAACACAACAAAUCAUAAAGUGCAGAGGAAGGAGGACGGGAGGGAGAGCCGUUAACCGUUAACCGUUAGUCCCCUUCUUCUUCUUCUUCUUCUUCGGCUUGUUGUUGUGUUUGUCUCGUGCCCUCCUGUCCUUCCCCUCUCCUCUUUUCUCCUCCUUUCUCUUCUUCACUUUCUCCCGAUGAGUUCUUAUUUUGUCAACUCUUCUUUCCCGGUGACGUUACCGGGAACGGGAGGCGGCGGACAGGCAGCAGCAGAGUCGUUCCUGGGUCAGAUCCCGCUCUACUCGUCGGGAUACGCCGCCGAUCACCCGCUCAGACACUACCCGGCCGCCGCCGUUACCGUGGCGUAUGGAGCGAGCCAGGAGAAAGCCUACCCCGCGUCCUCGUACUACCAGCAGGCUGCUAACGGAGCGUACGGCGGGCACCGGGCGGCUGUAGGGGGCGCAAACGGAGCAGGCACCUGCGACUAUGCCACGGCAGCGGCCGCAGCUGCAGCAGCAGCGGCGACGAGCUUCUACCGGGACAAGGAGCUGCCGUGCAGCCUGGAGGAGCAGAGAGCAGAGUGCGCGGGGCUGAGCGCUAAAGGACUGUUUGGUGAAAGCAUGGAGGACAAACAAGCAGCUUCAGCGCCCAUUUAUCCAUGGAUGCAGCGCAUGAAUGCGUGCAACGGGACUUUCGGGGGUCCCGGGAGGCGCGGGCGUCAGACCUACACGCGUUAUCAGACCCUCGAGCUGGAGAAGGAGUUCCACUUCAAUCGGUACCUCACGAGGCGGAGAAGGAUCGAGAUCGCGCAUGCGCUCUGCCUCACGGAGCGGCAGAUCAAGAUCUGGUUCCAGAACCGGAGGAUGAAGUGGAAGAAGGAGAACAAGCUGAUCAACUCCUCGUCCUCUUCCUCUUCCUCCUCCUCUUCCUCCACGGUGAACGGAGCUGAGGAGGAGGAGAAACGGACGGAGUGAAAACAAACUGAUGAAGGACAGAAACAAAAAGGGGAAGAGGAGGAGGAGGAAGAAAAGACUUUAAGUUUGUCCAGACCAUUGUCUGGAGUGAACACUCUGGGAGAAAAGAAGCCUUUGUUUGAUUUUAUUUAAUUUUUGUACUGAAGCAGGGCUGAAAUAAUAUCUAGGGAAGGAAAACGAUCCAUUUAUGAAGCCUCUCAUCACCUCCAAAUAAACUCUAAGGCUGUGUCCUAAACCCCAAACUUUCACACUCCUCAUACUAAAGGAGUUCCAAAUUCAAAGCAGAGAAAUGACCCGGAUGUUCAGCCGACAAAACUGGACAGAAAAGUGUGAGUGCACAACGAUUAAACUCCAACUCUGAAACUGCAGGACCUCCAGGAACUUUGACUCACAGCCUCGAUCGAAUCGCUGCCGUUUCCAGCUCUGACGAGAGAAAUUGAACGCACCAUAAACCGCUCCAAAAUGCACUGCAGCUCAAGAAGAUCCGAUGGCGAAGCUCGCCAGCCAACAAGUAGCAUAAGAAUAAAACACUAAUGCAGGAUCUUACGAACCGACAGCCAGGCUAGCUCAAAGCUAGCUUAGCCAAAAAAGCUUGGACACAAAGUCACAUGAUGCAGAAAUCAUGGGCGUCCUAUCCAUUAGCCUAGCAUGCACUCUGAGGACGGAGUAGAAGUGUGUAGUGCGUGGUUUGGGACACAGCCCUUAUCUUAAGGCUUUAGUACGGAAGAUUUUAGGGCCAUGGAAAAAAAAGUUUUUAGUUCUGAUUGAAAUCCCAAAUUCUGAGUGGCCCUAACAGGCUUCCGUAGUAUGAAAGCAUCUCUAUGUGGUCUUAAAAAAAUAAAUUAUAAUAGACUCUCUAGAAGUAACCGUGUGACCUCAAAGAGCAUUAAAAAUAUGAAACACAUACACACACUCAUAAACACACACACAUAAAAACAAAAGAUGCUGAGUGUGCUAAAGAAAUCAGAGACACUUCUCCUCGUUGCAUUCCAAAAAAAGAAAACUACCUAACUUGGUAUCCUACCUAUAGUUCUUAUUUUGUCUUAUGUACUUCCUGUUUGCAGGCACUUGUUUUGUUUAGAACUUUCUGGACUCUUCUUAGAGCUUUCCCCACUUUAAUCUUUGAUUUUCUCUUUCUGUUGGCGUGCUGUGUGAAUUAUACCCUCAAGUAAACGUGCAAACACACGGACGCCGCGUGGGAAGCUUCUAGAGCUGUAGGCCUGUCUCAUACGUUGUUCAUAUUUAAACUGUACAGAAAAAAAACACACCAUACGGUGGGAUUAUGUACAUUUGGG